UUUGUAUUAAACACUUCUUUGUUGACGAACCUAGGUAUUGUUUGCCUUGAGAGUCAAUAAGCGUUGCAAAUAAACGGCCAGAAGACGUACAAUGCACACUUAUAAGCUCGCUGUGUCUGACAUCGGUAACGACAAUUCCAUGUUCUGUUAUUUGCAGUGAAACGUCGACGUGUAUGGUCAGGCAUGUCUUGGAAGACCAGCUAAUUGGUUAAACGAACAUAUAACUCGAUUUAGGACGACUGGAUCUUUCUCAAGUAAGCAAGACAGUGAUAACCAAAUUUCGUACUUCUCACGACCGGAAUAUAACGGGCGUCACACGCAAGAUGGAAUCAAGCUAAACUCAGUCCAAUCCCACCACCAUAUUAUCACUGCUUCACCUGCAGUUUAACACGGACGUUUCAGUCCUUUUCACGAGAGAAGUUUUCGAAUUCAUGCGAUCAAGAGCCAUGAUGAUCCAAAAUACAUUCAAUAUCCUUUACGUGAUUCUGCUAAUUCCAGGAAUCGGAUUAUCUCAUGCAGUCUUAAAUGGCAGCGAAUACGAAUCUCUGUCGCAGGGAGAAGCGUCAAAUGCAAGUGUGCACAAAUUCUCCGCUGACAGUAGUGAAGAAGAUGACGACGAAGCGAGACUGGUGCGAGAUCUAUUCAGCGGUUACAACAAAAAUGUUCGUCCCGCACAGGAUAAAGAUUUGCCGAUUGAAGUCAAAUUUGGAAUUGCUUACACACAGAUUGUUGACUUGAUUGAAAAAGAUCAAGUUCUUGUGAGCAAUAUUUGGGUGAGAAUGAACUGGAACAAUCAUCUCCUGAAGUGGAAUGCGUCUGAGUAUGGCGGAAUAAAAACAAUUAACGUCAGCCCCAAAUUAGUCUGGCUUCCUGACAUUGUUCUUCACAACAAGGGUGGAGUUCAAUCUAGUAACACAAUUUUAUCUUACAUGACAGGAAUCGGAUUAUCUCAUGCAGUCUUAAAUGGCAGCGAAUACGAAUCUCUGUCGCAGGGAGAAGCGUCAAAUGCAAGUGUGCACAAAUUCUCCGCUGACAGUAGUGAAGAAGAUGACGACGAAGCGAGACUGGUGCGAGAUCUAUUCAGCGGUUACAACAAAAAUGUUCGUCCCGCACAGGAUAAAGAUUUGCCGAUUGAAGUCAAAUUUGGAAUUGCUUACACACAGAUUGUUGACUUGAUUGAAAAAGAUCAAGUUCUUGUGAGCAAUAUUUGGGUGAGAAUGAACUGGAACAAUCAUCUCCUGAAGUGGAAUGCGUCUGAGUAUGGCGGAAUAAAAACAAUUAACGUCAGCCCCAAAUUAGUCUGGCUUCCUGACAUUGUUCUUCACAACAAUGCGGAGGAGUUGCUUCCAAGUGGAACUCUAUAUCUGUUCAAAACCAAAGUCAUCUUGACUUCUGAUGGAGGAUGCACCUGGUUCGCGCCCACUAUCCUUCGAAGCGGUUGUAAUAUCGACAUUACGUACUUCCCGUUUGACGACCAAAUGUGUGAACUCAAGUUCGGUUCCUGGACUUACCACGGGCUGGAAGUAAACAUCGUGCAAAUGCGAGACUCGGCAGACCUUGGUUUCUACAUGAAGAGCUCAGAAUUUGAACUCAUCUCGGCAAAGGCUAAGAGAAACGUGGCAAAAUACAGUUUGACAGUGCAUGCCAGUCCUUCAAGCACGUUGCACAUGGCACCGGGAUCCUACUGGCUUGUAAUUAUGUGUUCUAUUACAUACAGCUGCUGCCCGGAGCCCUAUCCAGAUGUCACAUUCACCCUUCAUCUUCGUCGAAAACCGGGAUUUUUCCUCUACAAUAUCAUCAUUCCGUGCCUGGUUAUAACGUCCUUAGCUGUAUUGACAUUUGUUCUGCCACCGGAGAUCGGCGAACGAGUGACUCUGGUUAUCGAAUCCUUCUUAGCUCUGUCGUUCGUUAUUUUGAUGGUAUCUGACAGCGUUCCUGUUACUUCGGACAAUUCCCCUCUUCUCACUAAGUUCUUGCUCAUUUCCAUGUGCCAAAUUGGAGGUGCACUAGUCGCAAACUGUAUCUCACUGAAUCUUUACAAAAAGUACGAGAUGCCCCAGUGGGUCAGAGUGGUGUUUCUUCACUAUUUGGCCAGAAUUCUGUGUAUUAAUUCGGGUCAACCAAGGGAAAGAAUAGAAAGACAGCCCAUUCGAGUGCCUGGUCGAUCAGCAGAUCUGAUGGUUCUCGAGGCCAGAAAGCUCUCUGGGACAAAACCUCUUGGAUCCCCAGGCGGCAAUUCCUUGUCUUCACCAACACAUCAUGCAGUCAUGCAACGAGCCAAUCAGGACAGUACCUCGAAGAUUGCCGAUGGGCUCACAGAGCUAGCUCAUUGUGAAAUGGUCCACGACGAGCAUAUCGCAAAUCGUAGCUUUUGGAUUUUCGUUUCGCGCGUGGUAGAUCGCCUGUUCCUGUUGGCAUUUUCCAUAGCGUUUGUCUGUUCUUCGUGCGCAAUAUUUGCUCAAGUGCCUGAUCACUACAACUUACUCUUGUCCUCUGAAAUUAAUGUGCAUCUGAAUUCGAGGCUCCUUAAUACUCCUAAUUUUAUAAGAAAAGUCAAUAUCUAUUUUCAAGCUGAACUUACAGUAAGUGACUCAGGAUUGGGUGUCAGAUCUUCUUCAUUUCUCUUCUUUCUUUCUUAUCUCAGCUGCUGCCCUGAACCCUAUCCUGACAUCACCUUCUACAUCCGAAUGCGUCGCAUUCCUGGCUUUUUCCUCUUCAAUAUCAUCAUUCCUUGCCUGGUUGUCACUGCUUUCUCUGUUCUGACUUUUGCGUUUCCACCAGAAUUCGGUGAACGCGUGACUCUCGUCAUAGAAUCGUUCCUCGCCAUGUCUGUUGUCAUCCUAAAUGUCUCCGACAGCAUUCCAGUGACGUCAGAUGCAACACCUAUUAUUGUUAAGAUCUUGCUGGCUGCCAUGUUUCAGAUUGGUGCGGCCUUAGUCGCUAACUGCAUCUCGUUGAAUUGCUACAAGAAGACUGAGAUGCCACAGUGGGUCCGAGUCUUUUUUCUUCAUUAUCUGGCUAGGAUGCUGUGUAUAGACACUGGGCACCCUAAAGCCAAUGUGCGGUCAACAAGACGAAUAGAUGUCAAGGUGGAGGAGUUGGAAAGCAACUACAUCAAGCUGGUAGGAGCAAAACCUUUCAAGCCUGUCAAUUUGUCACCGAGUAAGCUUCCAGCGACAGUUGUGAAGCCCACCAACACUCUCACCAAGAUCAUGGAAGGAAUCAACGAGCUCGCGAAGGGAUCCCUUAAAAAGGAAGACAAUCAACUAGACAAAGAGUUUUGGAUCUUUGUAUCUCAAGUCGUUGACCGAAUGUUCUUAGUCAUUUUCUCGAUCGUUCUGGUUUCCUCAACAAGUGCCAUUCUCGCUCAGAUUCCCAAUCACUAUAAAUAAAUGAAGUAAUUGAAUACAACAGCUUUGCAAAGAUGUAAUAGAACUUUUGUAGCAGUUGGUCGCAUGGCCGAUAUUUUCUAAACUUUUAGCUUCAGCAAUAUGAACUUCAGAACUAAAAAGAGCAUGUCCUAAGAGGCUGUCUCUGUAAGAACCGACCACUG
This is a messenger RNA of Orbicella faveolata, 3553 nucleotides long. Its product is annotated as neuronal acetylcholine receptor subunit alpha-10-like. Gene Ontology annotation, cellular component: postsynaptic membrane. The record is from RefSeq and is a predicted model, not a curated record. Gene Ontology annotation, molecular function: transmembrane signaling receptor activity; acetylcholine-gated monoatomic cation-selective channel activity. Gene Ontology annotation, biological process: monoatomic ion transmembrane transport. NCBI's taxonomy places the organism in Eukaryota, Metazoa, Cnidaria, Anthozoa, Scleractinia, Merulinidae.